GCGGUGUGGGGAGAGGGCCCUGGAGCUGUACAGGCAGGAGGUGGAGCGGGCCCUCGGGAGCACCGAGGCGAUGCCGGAGAUGGCGAGGCUGUGUGCGGAGGCCAUCGGGGCGGAGAUCACGGAGGCCGUCCAGAUCUGCGGCGCCGACGCCAGCAACCCGAGGGUGCAGGAGGCGAAGCGGCUCGCGCAGCUCAUGGCCCGGGAGGAGCGCGAGCGCCUCGCCCGGCUGGCGCUGGCGCGCGCGCGGAGGUGCCGGGAGCAGGACGCCGCGGCCGCGGAGGCGGCCCGGCAGGCCGAGGGGCCCUGGGCGGUCCCCGAGGUGGGCCUCGCGAGCGGCCUCUCGGAUGCCAUCGGCGCGGAGGUGGAGCGGGCCAGGGCGCUCGGGGUCCCGGAGCAUGCGGGAGAGCAGAAGAUCGCAAAUGAGCUGCGCGACCAGGACGGCCUGCGCAAGCGCGCCCGGGCCAGGCUGGAGCGGCUCGCCAGGCAGGCGGCAGCCACCCCGCAGGAGGAGGCCCCCUAG
Messenger RNA from Prorocentrum cordatum, 520 nucleotides. The record is from the annotation of a GenBank genome assembly. Lineage: Eukaryota; Dinophyceae; Prorocentrales; Prorocentraceae.